This is a messenger RNA of Petromyzon marinus (sea lamprey), 1019 nucleotides long. Lineage: Eukaryota; Metazoa; Chordata; Hyperoartia; Petromyzontiformes; Petromyzontidae. The record is from RefSeq and is a predicted model, not a curated record.
GGGUCUUUGUCUUUGUGUCUUGGGUAUGCGUGCACCAACUCACUUGGGUGGUUUUCACUGUGGUGCCUGGUCGAAUAUUUUUCAUUUAUUUUAUUUAUUUUCACCAGCAGGCCGGGUUGAAGGAUCUGGACACAGUCCCAUCGACCGGAUCGCAUAUCUCUGAGCAGCCUGUGAGUGAAGACUCUUAAGACAUCAUGGCGGCCAUGCAGUGGAUGAAUGCCCCUGCCAUGAUUCCAAACUGCCCCCCAGGAUUGGAAUACCUCACCCAGAUCGACCAGGUGCUGGUCCACCAGCAGGUGGAGCUGCUGGAAGCCAUCCUGGGCUUCGAGACGAACAACCGCUACGUGGUGAAGAACAGUGUGGGCCAGCAGGUUUACUUUGCGGCAGAGCGCACUGACUGCUGUACCCGCCAGUGCUGCGGGCCCCUGCGUCCGUUCGAGAUCCAGGUGACGGACAACGCCGGGCAGGAGGUGCUGCACCUGCACCGCCCGCUACGAUGCGGCAGCUGCUGCUGCCCCUGUUGCCUGCAGGAGAUCGAGGUGCAGUCCCCGCCGGGCACUCCCAUCGGCUACAUCGUCCAGAAGUGGCACAUUUGCCUGCCCAUCUUCUCCGUGCUCAACGCGGAGCGCGAGGAGGUGCUCAAGAUCAAAGGGCCCUGCAUCCCCUGCCGCUGCUGCACCGACGUCAAUUUCAAGGUGCUGGCCAAGGACGGCGAGACGGAGGUGGGCAAGAUCACGAAGCAGUGGACUGGCUUGGUGCGCGAGGCCUUCACCGACGCUGAGAACUUCGGGGUGCAGUUCCCCAUGGACCUCGACGUCAAGGUGAAGGCCACGCUGCUCGGGGCCUGCUUCCUCAUCGAUUUUAUGUUCUUUGAGCAUAACAAGUGAGAAAAAGGCUGGGCACCGCACGUACACACACACGCGCACACACGCACGCACACACGCACAACACACGCACACACACGCACAACACACGCACACGCACACACACACGCACGCACACGUACGCACGCACGCACA